Molecule: messenger RNA, 1608 nt
Organism: Diuraphis noxia (Russian wheat aphid)
Lineage: Eukaryota; Metazoa; Arthropoda; Insecta; Hemiptera; Aphididae
Source: RefSeq, a predicted model, not a curated record
AUGAGUUACAGGGGAACACAAAGCGAAGCAUCUCAAUCGUUAAGUAACACAAAUAUUGACCAUGGAACAUUUCUAGAACUAAUUUUACUGAUAAGCAAGUUUGAUCCUAUCUUAAAAUCUCAUUUAGAUCAUGUUACAAAAAAUGCUCCAAAAAAUUCAUCUAAUGAUGAUGAAUGUAAAAAAGUUGGGCGUGGAAGUUUUAUUAUGAAACGCAUAAUAGCUGAAGAAGUAAAAGAAUCAGAGAUGUAUUCAAUUCAAAUUGAUACUACCCAAGAUAUAAAAGUAGAAGAUCAGUGUAGUAUUAUCAUCCAAAAUGUUAAUGAUUCAGUCAAUGAAAGAUUAAUUGGUGUAUCUAACGUUAUUUCAUCUACUGGUAAAUCAAUGUUUGAACUAGUCAGUAAUAUUUUAAUGGAAAAUGGAAUCGAUAUAAAAUACUGUAUUGGGUCAGCUACAGAUGGUGCAUCUAAUAUGCAAGGCCAAUACCAAGGAUUUAGUAAAUUUUUAUCUGAUGCAAGUCCCGGUCAAAUACAUGUAUGGUGUCAUGCACAUCUCCUAAAUUUGGUGAUGAUUGAUGCAACAAGCAAAACUAUGGAAUGUACUAUUUUUUUUGGGUUAUUAAACAGUUGUGCUGUUUUUAUAAAAGACUCAUACAAAAGAAUGAAUUUAUGGAAGGAAAUAGGAACUGAGACAAACAGAAGAUUAGUCAAUGCUAAUGAUACUAGGUGGUGGUCAAAGGAUGCAGCAGUAAGAUCAAUUUUCGGACGGUUUGGUUCACCAGGUGGAAAUCAAAACGAUGAAGGACUUUAUGGUAUUCUUGUUACCACUCUAAAACAUAUUUCAUCCUCUCAUUCAAUUAAAAAUGAUAUUAAGUGUAAUGCUCGAAGUUUAAUGAAACAUUUACUUUCUUAUAAAACAGUUAUAACAGCUCAGUUAUACUUAAGACUAUUUGAACACACCACACCCUUAUCUAAAUACUUACAAACAAAUGGUAUGGAUAUUUUAAAAUCCCAGCGUAUGGUGAACACAACUAUUAAAGACCUUGAAACUAUAUGUAGAGACUUUAAAGAGGUAAAAAAAGCAGCUGAUAACUUUUUGGUAUGGGCAAAUAAAAAAUCUGAUGAAUUGGAAACUAAUGAAGUCAUUGUUAAUGGUUUUUUAUCUGAGGACUCAGUAAGAAAAAGAAAAAGAAAACGUAUGUUUGAUGAAAUACUUGAAGAUCAGCCAUUUGAUGAUCCUGAAGAAAAGUUUAAAAUAAAUGUUCACAAUCAUGUUAUUGAUACAGUAAUUAUGACAUUAAAGGAACGAUUUAGCAAGUAUGAAUCAUUGUUUGCAGACUUCUCCAUAUUGGAUCCAAAAAACUUUAAAGAUACAGAUCAAACUAUUUCACACAAAGCAUUUGAAAGAUUAAGUCAUCUCAUAAUGCGUUUUGAUUCAAAUGCUACAGCUAACAGUUUAAGGUUAGAGUUUUUUGAUUUUAAAUCAAAAUGGCCAAAAUUAUGCCAAAAAGUUCCUUCAGAUUAUAAUAUAGAUUAUGAAAAUGACAGUGACCAGAGCGAUAAUGAUAUGAGUGAUUUGCAACUAAACAAACAGAGUUGUAAGAAAACGUAA